AUGAAGCCCCUCGCAGCCCUCCCCCUCCUCGCAACAACAGCCCUCGCAAUCCCACACUUUUCCUACCCCCUCCCAACAACAAAAUACCUCAUCUCCUUUGGCGACAGCUACACAUCCACAAGCUUUAAUAUAACCAGCACAAAGCCCUCGUCGUCGAACCCACUGGGAAACCCGCCCUGGCCCGGCUGGACCUCGGCCGGCGGCGCAAACUGGAUCUCGAAUCUCGUCGCAAAGUAUAAUGACAGUCUCCUGUUGAGCUAUAACCUCGCCUACGGCGGCGCAACGGUUAAUGCAAGUCUUGUUGCGCCGUAUACGCCCGAGGUGUACUCGUUGAUUGAUCAGGUCGCCGAGUUUAAUGAGUACUUGGUCCCGCCGCCGGCGUAUGCGAAGUGGAAAAAAAAGAAUACGCUCGUCGCGGUUUGGAUGGGCGUAAACGAUGUCGGCGGCUCGUGGUGGCAGACGGACCCCGAUGCGCUACAGGUCGAGAUCCUCGACCAGCUGUUCGAGCAGAUUGAGCUCGUCUACGCGGGUGGAGCGAGGAAUUUUGCUCUCCUCACCGUUCCCCCAACCGAACGAACCCCGCAAGUAGCCCAAGGCGAGAACGCCGAGUAUGCAAUCGAGCAUCUCUCCGCCGCAAUCGCAACCUGGAACACAGGUCUAACCUCGCGAGCGAGCACCUUUGCCGCUGCGCACGCCGACGCCGUCGUCAAAAUCACAGACAUGCAGCCUGUGUUCAAUGACCUCCUCGAUGCGGAUCCCGAGGCCGCGAGCUGCUGGAAUGAGGACGGGGUCACUUGUCUUUGGUUCAAUGACUAUCAUCCCGGGCUCGCGAUUCAGGAUGCGGUUGCGAGGGCUGUUGCGGCGGAUUGGGAGGGGUUUUUUGUUGUUUCUUAG
This is a messenger RNA of Aspergillus calidoustus, 894 nucleotides long. The record is from the annotation of a GenBank genome assembly. Lineage: Eukaryota; Fungi; Ascomycota; Eurotiomycetes; Eurotiales; Aspergillaceae.